Messenger RNA from Parnassius apollo (apollo), 270 nucleotides. The record is from the annotation of a GenBank genome assembly. Lineage: Eukaryota; Metazoa; Arthropoda; Insecta; Lepidoptera; Papilionidae.
AUGGGUAAAAUUAGUACCUUAUUGGAUAAAAGACUUAAUAAUUAUCUAUCGGAUUUCGUGAAAAGUUUUAGAAAAGCAUUGAAGAAUGACGUCAAAAACCUAGUACAAGCGGAGAUGGACUCAGUUGUGCAGCAGCUUAAAUACGACUUCACUGUAACCACUAACUUUAUACGUGAUGAACAGUCUUCCCUAAAGCAAGAAAUUGAAAAAAAAGAGUCACAUAAUAAAACACCUAGAAUCUGGAACUCUUCUAUUUCAAAAGGAGAUUAA